AUCUUUUAGCGCUCUCUGACCAGCCGGUUGUUGUUUUCUUCAGUCAGCUGAUUAGGAGUUUGUCUUAGAGUUUUCGUCAAUUAUUCGCGAAUAUGGCUUCUCUGCGCUGUGCAACGAGACUCGCUUCUGUAUACAAACGAGGCAUUGGGGCCGGCUUUGGUGUGGCCUCCCACCAGCUUGCUCCAGCAUGGGGUGCUGCGGCAACACAAGUAAGGCUGAUGAGUGCCCUCAGUCCAGAGUUCGAGUCGGCAAAGGCCAGGCUUGGGACUCUGUCGGAAGACCCAGGCAACGAGGCCAAGCUGAAGAUCUAUGCUCUGUUCAAGCAAGCCACUGUUGGGGCUGUGAAUACCAAGAGGCCGGGCAUGAUGGACUUCGUGGGCAGGGCAAAGUGGGAUGCCUGGAAUAGCCUCGGCAAUAUGAGCCAGGAGGAAGCACAGAAGAACUACAUCAACUUUGUGAAUUCUCUGGCUGGGGCCGAGGAAGAGCAAGCCAAAGCACAAGCUGAAUCGGGUCAGAAAUAUAAGAACUUGCUAGUAACAUGCGAGAAUGGAUUGAGGACCAUCACCCUAAACCGCCCAGCCAAGAUGAACGCUAUCACGGUCGAGAUGUACGAGGAAUGGAUUGCGGCCCUGAAAGAAGCUGCAGAAGACCCAGCCACGGUCAUCACAGUGACAACAGGAGCAGGCAACUACUACUGCUCAGGCAAUGACCUCUCCAACUUUGCCAACAUUUCUCCAGAGAACAUGCAUGAACACUCGAAAAAUGCAGGAGUUUUGCUCAACAGGUUCGUGUCGGUUCAUCUCGAUUUCCCAAAGCCUCUCAUCGCAGUCAUCAAUGGCCAUGCUAUUGGUGUGUCAGUUACAGUCUUGGGACUAUAUGAUGCCGUCUAUGCCACAGACAAGGCGACUUUCAACACACCAUUUAGUAACCUCGGCCAGUCUCCUGAAGGGUGCUCAUCCUAUACCUUCCCCAAGAUCAUGGGCCCUGGCAAGGCAAAUGAAUUGCUGCUCUUCAACAAGAAGAUUACUGCCCACCAGGCUUGCGACUUAGGGCUGGUUACGGAGGUGUUCCCUGAUGCUAGCCUGCAACAGGAGAUCUGGCCUAGAUUGCAGGCCUAUGCAAAACUGCCUGUCAAGUCUUUGGUUUAUUCAAAGGCCUUGACACGUGAUAUCGAAAAGGAUUUGCUCCACAAGGUGAAUGACAUGGAAUGCGACCGGCUGGUUGAGCGCUGGACCUCAGAUGAUUGCAUUAAGGCCAUCAUGAACUUCUUCAGCCGCAAGAAGUAAAUCAGUUGAUUCCGAACACUUGCUUUCCACUAGUGCUGUGGUUUCCUUUUUCAUAUGAUUAUUUGUUUGUUUAUAUUUUUAUUUUUGUAUAUCUAAAUGAUGGAAAUAUCUUCACUGGUAUGUAUAUAUGCAGUGGAUGUGAAAAAUCAUGUAGUUUUGAAUUGAAUGUUAUUACUAUUAUUGUUAUUUUCAUUAUCAUUAUCCCUUUUCUGUAUUUCUAUUUAUUUUAUUUUUUCUGAAAGUACAAUUUGAAAAUUACCUCUUCAGACUAAGGUUAAGUUAUAAGAACAAUAUCAGAAAUUCUGUAUGUAUAUAUUUUCCCGGUGCUUUUUAAAAAGUUAUCAUAAUUUUUAGCAAUGUAGUUAUUGAACAGUCAUUAUUGUUAUUAUUGACUUACCAGCAAAUGUGCCUAUUCUUCCGACUUUCUGUACCAAAUUAUGAUUAUUAAUGUAUAUCCACACAUCUUAAAAUGAUAAAAGAAUCUUUGUUAUUGGUAUAGGUCAAUAUAAAAACUGAGUGAAAGAAAUCUGAGAACCUUUUAAAAAUGCAGAAGGAAGCAUUAUUAGAAAUCUUAUUUUAAAACACUCAUGUUAUAUAAGGAAAAAAGUUAAUAAUCUUAUCAGAAUAGAAGCUUUUUUGCAUUUAUAGAAGGGAGAUGUGCAGUAUUAAAAGUCAUAUUAUAUAUUUAUUCUGCUUUACAUUUAGUCACAAUAAAAUCCAGCUUAGAGAAAUUAAAUAUAUCCUAAGAUAUAGAUGAAAUAUUUUAAACUACUUUAUUUGUAUGGCAUGUACCUUUUCACAGGCAAUUAUCAAUGCAACUUCUUGUUAAAGCAAAUAUCAAUGCAAUUAAGUGUAAAUAAACCUCUUAAUAACAAUAUAUAUUUUGGCAAAUGUUCGUA
Penaeus vannamei (Pacific white shrimp) is the source of this 2185-nucleotide messenger RNA. Its product is annotated as enoyl-CoA delta isomerase 2-like. Gene Ontology annotation, cellular component: peroxisome; mitochondrion. Lineage: Eukaryota; Metazoa; Arthropoda; Malacostraca; Decapoda; Penaeidae. The record is from RefSeq and is a predicted model, not a curated record. Gene Ontology annotation, molecular function: fatty-acyl-CoA binding; delta(3)-delta(2)-enoyl-CoA isomerase activity.